Heteronotia binoei (common prickly gecko) is the source of this 525-nucleotide messenger RNA. RefSeq names its product caveolin-3-like. The record is from RefSeq and is a predicted model, not a curated record. The transcript has 2 exons. Gene Ontology annotation, biological process: caveola assembly; regulation of membrane depolarization during cardiac muscle cell action potential. Gene Ontology annotation, cellular component: caveola. Lineage: Eukaryota; Metazoa; Chordata; Lepidosauria; Squamata; Gekkonidae. Bases 39 to 503 code for a protein of 154 amino acids. Gene Ontology annotation, molecular function: connexin binding; molecular adaptor activity; transmembrane transporter binding.
GAGGCGAAGGAGCCCGGCCCAGGAACCAGGCCCCAGCGAUGGCACAGCAAGAAGAGCUGCCCGUGGGGAAGGGUGAGUCCCGGGACCUCCUCACCAAAGAGAUCGAUUUGGUGGAGAGAGACCCCAAGCAAAUCAACCAAGAGGUGGUCAAGGUGGACUUUGAAGACGUGAUCGCCGAGCCGGAGGGUACCCACAGCUUCGACGGGGUGUGGAAGGCCAGCAACACCACCUUCACCGUCAGCAAAUACUGGUGCUACCGGAUCCUUUCAGGGGCGCUGGGCGUCCCCCUGGCCUUGCUGUGGGGCUUCCUCUUCGCCUGCGUCUCCUUCUGCCACAUCUGGGGGGCCGUGCCCUGCGUCAAGAGCUACCUCAUCGAGAUCCAGUGCUGCGGCCGCUGCUACGCCCUGUGCAUACGCACCUUCUGCGACCCACUCUUCGAAGCCGUGGGCAGGGUCUGCAGCGACGUGCGGGUCGCCCUGCGCAAGGAACGGGCCAAGGACUGAAGCAGCGUCUCAGGCUGGGACA